AUGGUGCUUGUAGAACACUUCUGUAUCCAUCGCUGUCAACCCAAUGGAUCGGUUCAGAUGCUAUGGAUGUAUCACACUCCUAUUCUUGGAAAUCAAAAAAAUGAACAUACCAAUUCUGUUGAAAUAAACCAUGACCGGGAGCUGGAGCCGUUAAAAAACCAAAUCGCUCUAUUGCAUGGAAUGUAUGGCUUCUCUUCUGAAACAAACGAUAUUCUACGCGAAGAGAAUAAUGAGAGUUAUCUAGAGGGCUCAAGUGAAAAUAAUAGUUAUAUAUUAGAUCUCUUUGGACAUUACAAUUGUAUGUCAACAGAGACUUCCCUGACGCGAAAGAUACUAAUACUGAGACCUUCUUCAGAUUGGGUUCCUUCUUCGAGAGGGCGAGACGAUGGGUCCUGUAUAUCGAUAGAGGAAAUUCCAUCCAUUUUUUUGACUGUGACAAAGCCUUGCCCUUCACCCGCUACUCUCAUCUCGACGGUAAUUGCACUUUGGAGUCAAUAUCAGUUGUUUUAUGGUGACAAAUGGAUGAGCCAGAUGAAUGAGUCAGAUGUCUACGAAGCUUUUGAUAAAUGGUGGACCGCUAGACUCUCUCCUUUGGAAUGUGGAGGAUCCAUUUUACGUGCCAUGAAUGUGAUAGCAGUUGGAAGACCGCUUGACAGAGAGAAAAUCGCCCUUUUUAAUGAUCUUUUUUUAAGUACAGAAUACUUUAUGGGCUCGAUGUUAGUAUACGUCCCAUCAGUGGUUCAACCAAAUUUAGUAUACGAACAAGGACAGCGUUUACGACCGAAGAUUCGCAAUAUCUUAAUUAUGUACUGUAUGAGUGAAUGUCAAAAUCUUUUGGAAGGAGAAGAGUAUUCGCGCUCUUUUGGACCUUACACAUUCUCAGAUUUACAUUCAAGUGGAUCCGAGUAUCAUGAUGAAGGCACACGUUGGAAACUAUGUGUGAAUUGUGUUUUUAAAAAGCGACAAAAGCGAAUUUUUCUAAUACGGUGGAGUCGAGAUUGCGGGAAUACUUGCGAGCAAAACAAUUAUGACAAUUUUAUGGUCAGAAAUGCAAUGAAUGAUGAUGAUGAUGAUGAUAUUGAAUUAAAAAAACGACUAUGGGAACAAGUUUAUGAAAUGCAAAUAAAGCAUGAACUUGAGCAUGAGCAUGGUGGGGGAGUAAAAAGAAAGACUAAAGAACACGAUGCGAUUGAUGAUUUCUGGUAUAUCGUUAUUCAUCAUUCUACCGGUCUAGCAUCUGUUUACACUGAGUUUCCGAUACAGGACGCACAACAUAUUUGGAUUCAUGUUGACGAUAUUUGGAGCAACCAAAAGCUCAAUGCUAGUCGAAUGACACAUAGCAAUCGGGGAUAUUGGAUCGCCCUGCGGCAUCAAACGUUGACGCGCGCUAAAGAGACUUUAGAGUCAGAAAGCCUUGGACAAGAUGACCUUGAAAGCGAGAAUGAAGAACAAGGCAAUCUUCAAAAAUCCGCUGAGUCUUUGAUAAACCAGGCAACAACGAUUCAAACUUGCAAAGAAGAGAGACUUACGUACUUAUUAAUUAGUAAGGCGAAACGCUGGAACAGUUUGAACGAGAUGAAUGGAAAAAUUCUGGAAAUUGUAUCCAAAGUGUGGACGCAUUAA
Schizosaccharomyces cryophilus OY26 is the source of this 1623-nucleotide messenger RNA. RefSeq lists its product as uncharacterized. The coding region runs from base 1 to 1623 and encodes 540 amino acids. The record is from RefSeq and is a predicted model, not a curated record. The transcript is spliced from 2 exons. NCBI's taxonomy places the organism in Eukaryota, Fungi, Ascomycota, Schizosaccharomycetes, Schizosaccharomycetales, Schizosaccharomycetaceae.